This is a messenger RNA of Oppiella nova, 447 nucleotides long. The record is from the annotation of a GenBank genome assembly. Lineage: Eukaryota; Metazoa; Arthropoda; Arachnida; Sarcoptiformes; Oppiidae.
AUGUACGCCUGGAUUGCCAUUUAUUGCUCGGCUAAUAGUAAAAGUCUAUUGACACGAUUCUUGGGCUCAAAAUUCUUCAUACCGUUGAGUCGACUGUCGUUUUCCGUAUAUUUGACACACAUUUUGGUGGUUUGGUAUUUCGUGUUGGAGACCCGAGAGUUGAUUAGAUUCACGUAUAGAGACUUUGUUUACGCAACCGGUGGCGUAAUCUUGUAUUCAAUGUUUCUGUCGCUACUUCUAUACCUGUUAUUUGAAAGCGUUUGGAGUAAUGUAUUGAGUCUUAUGUUCAAAAAGCAUCCCAAAAGUACGGCUGAAGAGGUGAAGGUGAAGAUGCAGAGGAAUAUCGAUGAAAAUCCGUCCCAAAUAUUCAUUCAUACGGUGAACGGAAAGCCUAUUGAAUCGGACUAUAAUCAUAAGAGACAUAUGGAGACCAAUAAUCAUAAAAAU